GAGGGAGCCUCAGCUGACGUGAAGUGCCGUGGUCAGUCCAGUUUCGCUUUUGAAGGUGCAGAGGCAGGAACAAAUCUCUCUCCUUUUUUUUAUAGGUACUGAUAUAUUCCGUACUGCUGAGUCUUCUAGCAGCAAGUGAAGAAUAUGUAUCUGUUCCUCCUUUCCAUUUUAUAUUUGGGUUUGAAAGCCACUGGCACCAAAGAGGUUAUAUUUGGUCAUAAUAAUUUCACAGAAUAUCAAGUGGGCAACAUGAACCUGAUUCUCUCUGUCCCACACGGUGGGUCAAUGGAACCCAAAGACAUCCCUGAUCGAGAGGCUGCCUGUUGGGAUGCAAAGACAUCCUCUUGUAUUUUCUCUCAUGAGUGUCCUCCUGGAAGUAUUCAAAGUUAUAAGAAAUGCAAAGUGUCCACCAACCAGGACAGGUAUACUAUAGAGGUAGUUCAAGCUCUUGCUGAAGAAAUCAACAACAUUACUGGUGGCUUCUUCCCACAUAUAAUUAUAAACCACCUUCAAAGAUUCAAGAUGGAUGCUAACAGGGUAAAGGAAGAAGCUUGCUUUGGAAUUCCCCAAGCAGAACAGGCAUGGGAGGAAUAUAUGGGAUUUUUGACCACUGCAAAAAGACAGAUGACAGGAGGCCUGAUUCUGGAUAUCCACGGACAAGCACAUCCUGAACGGUGGAUAGAACUAGGUUACACCCUUUCAAAAACUUCUCUUAACUCAGGCUUCUUUUCUGCGUCAUGUUCCUCAAUUAGCCAUCUGGCCAGUCAGCUAGUCAAUGUGUCUUCCGAGACUUUGGUUGCAGGGAACAGAAGUUUGGGUAAAUAUAUUGAAGAACAAGAUAACAGUUAUGUUUGUGUGCCUUCUCCAUCCAAUCCUAGCCCAAAUAAUGGGAGCUAUUAUAGUGGUGGAUACAUAACAAAGACUUUUGGUUCUCGUAGCUCUGGCACUGUUGAUGCCAUUCAGCUUGAACUACCCCAGUGGGUGAGAGCAGCUGAAGAAUGUCCCAGAUUUUGUAAAGCACUAGCAAGGGCUGUAAUGAAAUUCUGGCAAACUAACUACUGCAGCCAGCACAACCGUGAAUUUCUGCCGUGCUGAAAGAUGCUGUUCUGUAAAGAUACCUUUACAUUAUACAGUAAUGAUCUCGAACAAUGGAACAGCUGGUACACCUGGAACAUUUAGGCCUGCAAUAUAAUUGUGAAUGAUGGUGGAAAGAAACUAACCUGCAAAGGAAUACAGAGACAUCUACAUAGAGAAAAUCCACAGCUAAUACCAGUAAGUCCGUCAACACACAGCUUUGUACUACAUCCAGCAUUGAAAAGACUUCUUGAAGAUGAGUGGGUAUAUUUGGAAGUAUCACUUGCCUGGCAUGCUUCUCUGUGCAUAAUUUUUUUCCAAUAGCAUCCUCAGUUCUCUAGCACACAAUAAACAACUAUUCUUCUAAUGAAUUUUGUGCAGUGUCUUACUAGAUGAUCUGUUCAAAGAAAUGAAGCAUCUCUGCUUUUCUCAUGACACUUAAGACAAUAGGAUAAUAUCGUUGUGUAAAAUGUUUGGGGCUGGGGCCAGUUUCCAUUUGGUGUUUAUAAAGCCCUAGGAGUUGGAAUUCUUCAAGUAAACAAUAACGUUGAGCAAUGACACCCAGUCUGAACUACUUCAGGUUUUGUUAAUUUAAUGAAUUAUGAAAAAAACUCUGAGAGCGUUACAGUGCUGAAGUCUUGUCACAGUUUAAAUAGCACAACAGUAGCGUUGUAACUGGAUGGAAGGCUGCUAAAGAUAAUGAUGUCAUGCAUUUUUGACAGUUUUCCUUACAGCGUGAUUCUCUCCGGAGAGCUGGUCCAUUGAUUUCAUUCAGCAUAGGAUUAAAUACUUGAUUGUUACUGGGAAUAGUGUUACAUUAUGGAUUGGCUCUUCUGCACCAUGGAGAAUAUAGUGGCAUAAAUAGUCAGUCUAUUUAUGCCAUGAUAGACAAAUUGGCUCUUGGAAAACAUGGGCAAUUAAUAAGGAAAACUAAAAGGAGCAAGACAGCAAGACUGAAAAGAGUAAAAUUCAUAAAUUAAGAACCUAUGAAAUCCUAGCAGUGCUAAAGGUUUGGUAAAAAUGAAAGAAUGAGUUAAUAGUCAGUUCUGAGUAAAUAGUUCUGAGUAAGUAGUCAGUUAAUCAGCUGAAGAGAAGCAGGAUUUCUGCAUCUUGCAACCAUAGUAGAAUAAUUCAGUUCUAACUAUAAAUAGGGACAAUAUCAAAGAGAAAAUCUUGACGUUUAUAACGCAUAACACAUUAAGACCAUCAAAAGCAAUGGAAGAGGAGCUCUCUGAACCUGAACUGUUCACUUUUAAAGAUCUUUGAAGACUAGGCAAUUUUCAGAUAACUGGAAGAGAGCUGAUGUAGCUGUCUUUCAAAG
This is a messenger RNA of Strigops habroptila (Kakapo), 2395 nucleotides long. RefSeq lists its product as uncharacterized. The transcript is spliced from 2 exons. The record is from RefSeq and is a predicted model, not a curated record. NCBI's taxonomy places the organism in Eukaryota, Metazoa, Chordata, Aves, Psittaciformes, Psittacidae. The coding region runs from base 145 to 1095 and encodes 316 amino acids.